AUGAAAGCAAUAUAUUAUGUGGUUUUUUACAUAUCGUUAGCAAUUACAUUAUGUUCACCCAAUGUUUCUACGUUCUGUGGAAACGAUGAACAGAUCGAAGAUUUACAAACGGCGUUAAUAACACAGGAAUCCAUUUCCACGGUAUUGACAACACUGAGCGCAAUACCGGUAACCGGUGCGACGUUAGCGUUCGCGCAAAUGAUAAUGUCUGGUCGGUUUGCUUGGCAUUUGAAAGAAGUAUUUGAUGAAAUGGAAAGUUCGUUGGAUAAGGAACAUACAGACUACACACAGUGUUCAAAAAUCUUGGAAAUGUCAGUAACAGCAACCACAGCCUUGAAGUCAACUAGUUUUGGGUUCUCUCUGACGGCAAUGAUACCGGGUGUCGGUUUGUCAUUUUUAGCUCCGAGGUUAUUUACAUCGAUAGCUCCUAUGCUAGUUAUAAGAGAAAGAUUAGCAUUUUGGCAAAAGACCGGUUGCCAAUAUGCCACAACAAGAGAUUGUAAUUUAUAG
This is a messenger RNA of Metopolophium dirhodum (rose-grain aphid), 510 nucleotides long. RefSeq lists its product as uncharacterized. The record is from RefSeq and is a predicted model, not a curated record. Bases 1 to 510 code for a protein of 169 amino acids. The transcript has a single exon. NCBI's taxonomy places the organism in Eukaryota, Metazoa, Arthropoda, Insecta, Hemiptera, Aphididae.